AUGAUUUAUGGUCCACAGUUCAUCACAAGCUUGUGUGAGCCUGCAGUUGUGUUUGAUCCACAUCUUCCUAUCAAGCAAGAGCCCCUGAGUGAUGACGAACGGGAGAGGAGGCGGGAAAGAUUAGCUGUGUCCAGGGAAGACAGGCGCAACAAACGAGAUACCCAUCAGGUCCAAGGGAAACUCCCUGAGCUCAGACACAAGGGAUGGGGUCAGUCUCGUAUCAAACAUGAACCAUCGGAUGACCAGGAGCGGAGGCGGAAUGAUCAGCAAAGACGGGAGAAUGCAACAGAGAGGUCAAGAGAAGAUUGGGGGAGGGAAAAAGAGGAUGAGAAGGCAGUUGAGAAAGAGAAGUCCAAUUUUGGCCUCAGUGGGAAACUUGCAGAGGAGACGAACACGUUCAAGGGUGUUGUGAUCAAGUACAAUGAGCCAAUUGAAGCCCGAAAACCAAAACGUCGAUGGCGUCUGUAUGUUUUCAAAGGAGAAAAAGAAUUGCCCAUGCUGCAGAUUCACAGACAAAGUGCAUAUUUAAUGGGACGUGAACGUCGCAUUGCUGACAUCCCCAUUGAUCAUCCUUCAUGUUCAAAACAGCAUGCUGUGUUGCAGUUUCGCCUGGUGGACUACACACGACCUGAUGGCUCAGUUGGACGUAGAGUCCGGCCUUACAUCAUUGACUUAGAAUCUGCAAAUGGCACAUAUGUCAACAACAAGCAGAUUGAACCACGUCGUUAUGUGGAACUCUUUGAGAAGGAUGUGCUGAAGUUUGGGUACAGCUCACGUGAGUACGUGUUGCUCCACGAACAGAGUGCAGAUGAUGACAUUGAUGAGGAUGUAAAGGAGGACAUCCCAGAAGAAGCAGCUCCUUCAUUACAAGAAUAG
Darwinula stevensoni is the source of this 876-nucleotide messenger RNA. The record is from the annotation of a GenBank genome assembly. Lineage: Eukaryota; Metazoa; Arthropoda; Ostracoda; Podocopida; Darwinulidae.